GAGAUGGUUGGUGCCUUUUAUUGCAAUAUAUAACAAUAGGGAAGUAUAACGAAUGGGUUAAUUAAGCACUGGAGAUUAUAGAGAUACCAAUUAGAAUGGAGGGCAUCCGUACUAUUAAUCGUUCUCUACUUAUUGUAUUCUACACCGCCUUUUUGCUCUUCAUCGUCGUCGGCGUCGGCGUCUGCAUUUCAUCCCCACCGGCACCAACCAAUACUGCUUCACUACCCAGGGAAAGUGGGAGGAAGAUGUUGGUGAGGGGAAUCGGUAGGGAGAUGAAGAUUGGCGUAAGGGGGAGUAGUUCAGGUUCCGGCGGCCAUGGUCACCACUAGCAGACAUUUGUUGGACUCUCUCUCUCUCUCUCUCUCUCUCUCUCUCUCUCUCAUCAAAAUUAAAUCUGCUUCAGCUUUUAUUGAUAGAAAGUAAUAGAUACAUCGUCAAUUU
Messenger RNA from Linum trigynum, 441 nucleotides. NCBI's taxonomy places the organism in Eukaryota, Viridiplantae, Streptophyta, Magnoliopsida, Malpighiales, Linaceae. The record is from the annotation of a GenBank genome assembly.